CCAAUUACCCGGUUACCAGUAACCAGAGCAUUUCUACAAAGAAGGGACAGUUUUUACUUUAAUCAACUGUAAGUCAAUUUCUGAUCCCUCAUUUUUUUUGAGUAAGCUGUUACUUUUUUUUAAUAUUCAUCGUCAAGUAUACUUUUAUUUUUUGACCAUUCUCAAAUAAAUUAGUGGUUCACUUUGUUAUAUCCUGAUUGCUUGUUCGCUUCCAUCAUGGCAAUGUCCCAGUUGGAGCAUUCCAUAGCUUCAUCUUCAUUAGCUCUCUCAUCUACAACUAUAUCAACCUCAACCGUUACUACAACUUCUGCGACAACCAGCAACUCAACUAUCACUCUUAUUAAUCCCGCUUCAUCUUCAUCAGCUCUUUCAUCUACAACUACAUCAACUCCAACUGUUACUACAACUUCUACGACCACCAGUAACUCAGGUAUCACUCUUACUAACACCGCUCCAUCUUCAUUAACUCUUUCUUCUACAAUUUCAUCAACCACAACUGUUACUACAACUCCUGCGACUACUAGUAGCUCAACUAUCACUCUCAUUAAUCCCGCUCCUUCUACAUUAGCUCUUUCAUCUACAACUACAUCAACCCCAACUGUUACUACAACUUCUGCGACUACCAGCAAUUCAGAUAUCACCAUUACUAAUACCACUUCAUCUUCUACAACUACAGGAGCCACAACAAAUUCAACACCGAGUACAAAUUCAUCUAGUACAGCACCUAGUGCAGCCAGUAACGCAAAUACUAAUGUUAACCCUGCAAUUACCGGUACUGGAAACAAAUUAUAUUUGAUUAAUACACCUAAAUUUGAUUCGAUCAAAAUAAUAGAAUGGAAAGAUGGUAUUGGUACUCUACCUGGAAGUAAAUUAAAAUUCAAAGUUAAUGAAUAUGGUACUUUAGAAAUGCUCUACGAUGAUGAGCAUAUAAAAGUUGCCGAUAAGCCAGUUCCAAAACCUAUUGAAUCUGUUAAAGCUCCAACGGAAAGCAGCAAUGGAACAAGUACCAGUACCAAUAAUACCAAUAGUACCAAUAAUAACAAUACUACCAAUAAUACCAAUAAUACAAAUAAUGAUAGUAAGAAUAAUAACAAUAAUAGUAGCAAUAAUAGUUUGUCUAUUACUCUAUUAGCGGAAUGCGUCAAUUGUGGAAUCAAAGGAGUCAAGUCUAACUUUAUACGAAAUGGACGUUUUUGUAGUCAAUCGUGCGCAACUAUGCAAUCGACGGCUUUGAAAAUCUUCAGCAAAUUAUCAACUAUAUCAGGUAACAAUAACUCCGGCAACAACAGUAACGACAAUAAUACCUCUAACAGCAAUAGCAAUGUCGCUAAACCUGACUUUGUUAAGAAAAAAAUUCUCUACAAGGGAGGAAGAAUGUAUGUUGAUAUCUUGUCAGACAAAGUGCGCGUUCGCCAACCAUUUUUAAUGCGAACUGAUCGAUCAGAUAUUGUCCUUAGUGCCAGGUCUGAAACACCUGACGGUUUGGACCUGCUUGAUGCAAAUGAAGAGAUUGAAAAUAUUGAUUCCUUCACAGGUAUCAAUGUACCCCAUAAAAAGUUUAAUUGGAAAGAGUAUUUGGAGGAAACAAAAACAUUUUGCGCUCCAGUUAGAUGUUUCAAAGAGAAUCAAACAUUUCCAAGUGUCAAAAAUGGUUUCAAAGUUGGAAUGAAACUAGAAGGGAUCGAUCCUCACAAUCCUGCUUUAUAUUGUGUGCUUACUGUGGCUGAAGUUGUUGGUUUUCGACUCCGUCUUCAUUUUGAUGGUUACCCUGACAUCUACGAUUUCUGGGUAAACGCUGACUCCCCGUUCAUAUUUCCUGUUGGUUGGUGUCAAAAAACAGGACGAAAAUUAGAGUCACCCAAAGAGUUUUUUGGCUCUUUCAAUUGGGCCAACUAUUUACAAGUUCAUAAAUCUCAGGCAGCGCCAAAUUACCUUUUUUCAUGUGUAAAGUCAAGUUAUACAUUAAGUCAAUUUCGAGUUGGCAUGAAAUUGGAAGCCGUUGAUAAAGCAAACACUUCUCUUGUAUGUGUAGCCACUGUGGCUGAUAUUUUGGAUAAUUAUAUUUUAGUUCAUUUUGAUGGCUGGGAUGACAGCUAUGAUUAUUGGAUCUCAAUGACAUCACCUUACAUCCAUCCCUACGAUUGGUGUCUUGAAAGGGGUAAACCUCUUACACCUCCAAAAGAUUAUCCUUUGAAAUCGAAUGAAAAAUUCAAAUGGGCUGAUUACCUAAAGGAGACUAAAGCUACAGCUGUCCCUGCUAAAGCUUUUCGAUUACGAUCGAGCAAUAGUUUUCGGGCUGGCAUGAAAUGUGAAGUUGUCGACAAAAGGUAUCCAAGGCUUAUCCGUGUAGCCACUAUUGUUGAUAGGCGACAUCAUACUGUAAAAAUUCAUUUUGACGGUUGGGAUGAAAAAUAUGAUUUCUGGUUAGACGAUGACUCUCCUGAUAUUCAUCCCGUCAAUUGGUGUGCUAAAACUAAUCAUCCCUUACAACCACCACCAAGCUAUUUCCGUAAAAAUACUGAGAUACCCAAUUGCCCAACGCCCGGGUGCUCUGGUUUUGGUAGCAUUAAGUCAGCUCGAUUUACACUCCAUAAUACUUCCGCCAAUUGUCCAUAUUCUGAUGAAAAUAUGGAAAGAGAAUUACCUGAUCGUUUUGGACGUGACUUUUCGGAUGAUGAAAUACAUCCUAAAAGUCCACCAGGGGAAGAAAACAGCUGUCCACCCAGUCCGACCUCAUUUUCUGAUAUGAGGCGUAAAAGAAAACGUAAGCGUGAAAACUCGGGCUCAUCAGCAUCUGAUUCUGUGAAACUUUCAAGACCUUCAACUCCAUCUUCUUCGCUUUUCCAACACAACAAACAUAAUUAUUCAGCAACAAUAUCCACUCUCCACCAAGCCAUAUAUUCUUUACGAAUGAAUCAAAAUCAGUCUAACGAAGCGCCAUUAGCUUGGGAGAAACACUCCAAAAAUUUACUCAGCUUUGCUGAUAAAGUGAACGCUAGUGAAGUGCUUCAAUGGGGUCCAGAUAAAGUUGCUCAAUUUGUUUCAACUAUUCCAGGUUGUCAAGAUUUUGGUCGGUGUUUCGAAGAUGAGAUGAUCGAUGGUGAAGCAUUUUUACUCCUCAAUCAAACUGAUCUGGUCACUCAUCUUGGUAUUAAAUUAGGACCUGCUGUCAAAAUCUAUAAUAGUAUUCUGGUUAUUCGUGAUAAUAUAGAAGCUUAACCGACACAUAUUAUCGAACUUUUUUCCUACUCAUCAUCAGACAGAAAAAAGUUUUAUCUGUAAAACAAAUUUCUGGAUGCAGAAUUAAUGAAGUACCACUGAUUCAACGUUUGACUGUCCAUCUAUUCCAUCAAAGUUAAACAAUGUUGGAAAAAAGAAUAAUUUUAAAUGGAAUCAUGAAAUUCUUUUUUUUCUGUUUUCAGGGACUUAAAACAUAAGACGACCGCUUUUUUGUUUUUUCUUCGUCAUUGAUCAAUUCGGUAGAUUGCAAACGGUACUGUUUUCAUGAAAGUCCAUAAAAAUCUUCUAAUUUAUAACACAAAUUGCUUGUUUUAAUUAAACAACCGAACCAUUUGCGAGCUGUA
Tetranychus urticae (two-spotted spider mite) is the source of this 3584-nucleotide messenger RNA. Lineage: Eukaryota; Metazoa; Arthropoda; Arachnida; Trombidiformes; Tetranychidae. The record is from RefSeq and is a predicted model, not a curated record.